This is a messenger RNA of Hevea brasiliensis (rubber tree), 3192 nucleotides long. RefSeq names its product putative receptor-like protein kinase At3g47110. Gene Ontology annotation, biological process: protein phosphorylation. Gene Ontology annotation, molecular function: protein kinase activity; ATP binding; protein binding. NCBI's taxonomy places the organism in Eukaryota, Viridiplantae, Streptophyta, Magnoliopsida, Malpighiales, Euphorbiaceae. Bases 548 to 2479 code for a protein of 643 amino acids. The transcript has 2 exons. The record is from RefSeq and is a predicted model, not a curated record.
AAGCCUAACAUUUUUCAGUUUUGGGGACAAUAAACUAUCUGGUAUAUUCCCUUUAUCCCUUUUCAAUAUCUCAUCUCUUAAAACGAUCUCAAUUACACAAAACAAGCUUAGCGGUAGCCUACCAAGCAAAAUAGGAAUUAGUCUUCCAAAUCUCCAGCAGAUUACUAUUGGAUAUAAUUUUUUUUUUGGGUCAAUUCCAAAUUCCAUUUGCAAUGCUUCUCAAUUAGAGAUAUUUGAGGUUGUAGAAAACAAUUUUGUGGGACAACUCCCAAAUUGUCUGGGAAAUUUACAAAGUCUUCAGCGUCUAACAGUUGCUGAUAAUAAUCUAGGAUAUAAUUCCACAAGUGAUUUGGCCUUUUUAACAUCUUUGAAAAACUGUAGCAAUCUAAAAAUUCUAGGUUUCAGUUCAAACAAUUUUGGAGGUGUUUUGCCCAACUCCAUCGCCAAUUUGUCAGUUCAACUUAACCAGCUAUAUUUUGGAGGAAAUCAAAUCACAGGAACUAUUCCUGAAGCGUUGGAGAAUCUGAUCAACUUAAUUUCAUUGGACAUGCGGGAUAAUCUUUUCACUGGUCUUUUCCCCUCUUCCCUAGGAAAAUUAAGUAAACUUCAACUAUUGGAUUUGGGAGAAAAUAGAUUGUCAGGUCAGAUUGCAUCCUCCAUAGGCAAUAUCACCCAGUUAUCUAAGCUUUCCAUUUCACGAAACAAUUUGGAUGGAAUUAUUCCUGGAAGUAUAGGAAAUUGCAAAUUUUUGCAGUAUUUGGAUAUGUCAAGAAAUAAGCUCAAUGGAUCCAUACCCAAGGAGGUUCUCAGUCUUCCUUCAUUAUCUCUGUACUUAAACUUAUCACAUAAUUCACUAACCGGCAGCCUACCUGAAGACGUGGGAAAGCUGACAAAUAUAAAUAAACUAGAUGUCUCAGAAAACAUGCUUUCCGGAGAAAUUCCUGAAACCAUUGGGUCUUGUUCAAGUUUGGAAUAUCUCUAUAUGCAAGGAAAUGCUUUCCGCGGAAGCAUUCCUUUAUCUAUGGCUUCAUUGAAGGGUCUCCAGGUAUUAGAUCUUUCGCAAAACAACCUCACUGGAGAAAUUCCAAAAGAGCUGCAAAGUUUACCAUUUCUAUUAUAUUUAAAUUUUUCUUUCAAUGAUCUUGUGGGUGAGAUUCCAGCCGAAGGAGUUUUCAGCAAUGCAAGUAGAAUUUCAUUGAUGGGUAAUAAUAAGCUUUGUGGUGGUGUGCCAGAACUCCAUCAACCAAAAUGCCCUACAAAAGCAAUGGAGAAUGAUUGCAAUUUCAUUUGUUUUGACGCAUCCAAUGCUAUUAAGUUAGCAAUCAUAAUUCCAUGCGUGAUUUUGUGUGUCCUGUUGAUGUUAGUCUCCGUGCUUGCAUAUCGACGGAGAGUAUCAAAAAAGAAGUCGUCUGCAGUACCCAUAGACAUGGAUCACCCUGCUCAGGUAUCUUACAAGGAACUUUAUGAUGCAACAGGUGGAUUCUCUGACCACAACUUAAUUGGUUCUGGCAGCUUUGGUUCUGUGUAUAAAGGAUUACUCAAUCAAAUGGAAGGACCUGUGGCUAUUAAGGUUCUCAAACUUGGAACAAAGGGUGCUUCAGAAAGCUUCAUGGCAGAAUGCAAGGUGUUAGGGAUAGUGAGACAUCGGAAUUUGGCUAAGUUGUUGACGUGUUGCUCCAGCAUUGAUUACAAACAAAAUGAAUUCAAAGCUCUAGUUUAUGAAUUCAAAGGUAAAAGAAGCUUGGAGAAGUGGUUGCAUCAUGCCAGCAUAAAUUAUAAGUCAAGAAAAUUGAAUUUUCUUCAAAGAUUGAAUAUUGCAAUUGACGUGGCAUCUGCAUUGCAUUACAUUCAUGACCUUUGUGAAAUUCCAAUCAUUCAUUGUGACUUGAAGCCAAGCAAUGUUCUUCUCGAUGUUGACAUGGUUGCAUAUUUAAGUGAUUUCGGUUUGGCUAAGCUAUUCUUGAAAACCAAUGAUGCAUCACAAAAUGAAACCAGCUUAGUUGGAAUAUUGGGGACUGUUGGCUAUGUGCCUCCAGAGUAUGGAUUGGGUGGCAUUCCAUCAAAAGAGGGAGAUGUGUAUAGUUAUGGGAUCCUUGUAUUGGAGAUGUUCUCAGGGAAAAGGCCAACAGAUAAAAUAUUUGAAAACCAUUUAACUCUACACAACUUUGUAAAGGAUGCAUUACCAAGAAAACUUGUGCAGAUCACAGACCCAACCAUUCUGUCAAGCGUAAUGGAAGAAACAUCAACAACAAAUGCUGAAAUGAAUGAGCAGGUAGAAAUACACGCUGAAACAGAGUCGAGCAAUGGGAACUUGAGCCGAACAGGUAUUGCCAAAGAUAAAGAUUGUUUGAUUUCACUAUUCAAAGUUGGAGUAGCCUGCUCAGUAGAAUCACCCAAAAAUAGAAUGAGAAUGGGGGAUGUUGUUAAAGAACUACAUUUGAUUAGAAGUAAUUUGCUUGGAGUUCGUAUCUUUGGAUGAAGAUAGGCAAGUACAGGUCGUUUUUGCUGCACUUUUUGGUUGCCCUGUGGGAGUAAUGGAAUCCAAUGAAGCUGUACUUCUAGCUAUCUACGAAGCUCUAAACUUGUCAGUGUCUUCGCCUGUUGGGCUGUGCUUCACUUCCAAUCAUUAUUGAGUGUGAUUCGAAGAACGCAAUCUGUUGGGCUUUCCAUCCAGAUUCUGCACCUUGGCGACUUUUUCAACUCUCAUCAACUCAGUCUUGGACUUGCUUAAAUCCUUGCCCAAGGUUUCCUUUUCACAUGCACUAAGGGAAGCAAUUCAUUAGCGGAUUUCCUAGCUAAACAGGGCCUGGACGGAUCCGACGACUUUGUAGCAAGCCUCAAAUUUUUUUGGCAUUACUGAUUGGUCUUUAUGAGUUAAGCAUACUGUUCUUCAGCUCUUCUUUACUGGGAUUCUGGGGAGUGGGCACUUUGGGCUCUGUUUCUUUUAUUAUUGUUUUGGGUUUUAUGUUAUGUUUAUUUUGUCUGUUUGUAUUUGAUUGCUUAAGCAUGUGCUGGUUUGUUUUCUGCUUAGUUGUAAUCAUGGUCAUCAUGUGUUGUGUGUGGAGUCUUUGUGCAACUGGUGCUGGGACACUUUGCUUUCUUUGGACUGUGUGUUUUGGCUUUUGCUGCUGGGUUUUGUUCUAGAUUAGCCAUGAAAUUGCAGCAUCUGUCAGCUCUGUUUUGUUUUGUUUC